Zea mays is the source of this 2541-nucleotide messenger RNA. RefSeq names its product ARO1-like protein 4. The record is from RefSeq and is marked validated. Gene Ontology annotation, molecular function: protein binding. The transcript is spliced from 2 exons. NCBI's taxonomy places the organism in Eukaryota, Viridiplantae, Streptophyta, Magnoliopsida, Poales, Poaceae. Gene Ontology annotation, biological process: cell surface receptor signaling pathway. The coding region runs from base 131 to 2083 and encodes 650 amino acids.
CUACCAACCAUCCCCAAAACCCCACGAGGAAUCCCGUAAAUUCGUCCUGUUUCCCCGCAGAUCGCACCAUCCGCGCGCAUUUCCGUCCAAUUCGACCCGGUUACUUGGCUUCUUUGAUUGGGGAGGGGAGAUGGGGGAGGGGGUGAAGGAGAUGCUGGCUCCGCCGAUCCAGCUGGCCGACGAGGUCGCCAAGCAGUGUGCUGCCGCGCGGAGCUUCCGUGCCGAGUGCGCAGAACUUAAGGCCCGCGCGGACAAGCUGGCGGCGCUGCUGCGGCAGGCGGCGCGGGCGCAGGAACUCUACGACCGCCCCGCCGCCCGCAUCUUGGCCGGCGCCACCCAGGCACUGUCCAGAGCCUCCACCCUCGCCACGCGGUGCGCUCGGGGGCACCCGCGCCUGCGCAGCCUCUUCACGCUCAGCCCCGCCGCCGGGUUCCCCCGGGCCGUGGCGGCGCUCGACACGGCGCUCGAGGACGUCGCUUGGCUGCUCCGCAUCUCCUCGCCUGGCGCCACCGGCGACGGGGACGACGACUCGCUCCUGGGCCUCCCCAACAUCGCUCAGAACGAGCCCAUCCUCUUCUUCAUCUGGGACCAUGUCGCGCGCCUGCACACAGGCUCCCCUGCCGCCCGCGCUGACUCCGCCGCCAAUCUUGCCUCGCUCGCCCGCGGCAGCCAGCACUUCGCCAAGCUCAUUAUCGAGGAGGAUGGCGUGCCGCCGCUGCUCAAACUUCUCAAGGACGGCACCGACGAGGGCCAGGAGGCCGCGGCACGCGCCCUGGGCCUCCUGGGCUGUGACGGCGAGAGCGUGGACAAGCUCGUGCAGGCCGGGGUUUGCUCCUCCUUUACCGCCGCACUCAAGGAGCUGCCCAUGCGCGUGCAGGUAGCAGUGGCUGAGGCGAUCGCUUCCUUGGCUGACCAGAGCUCCACCUGCCAGGACCUUUUCGCGCAGAACAAUGCCGUUCGGUACCUUGUCGGGCACCUUGCUUCUGGGACUAUCCAGGAGCACAGCAGGUACUCCGUCAGCUCCAGCAGCUACAAGAGCAGCGCAGCCACUGCUGCCACGACACAGCAGCCCAUGAAGUUUCUCCACUCUGUGGUGCUUGCCAAGACGCUCAGCAUGCGCCACAGCAGUGACCGUGACACCACCAGCAGUGGCGCUGAUGAGCUGCCAAGGAUGUCCAAUGGUACACCAGGAGAAAGGAACCCCCAAAUGCAAUCGGUGGUACACUCGGCUAUGGCUGCCAAGACAAACACAAAUGGCUUAUUGGUUCCGUUGUUCAGGCCUCAGCUGGGCACCAGUGGCCGUGGUGCUCGAGAGGUCGAGGAUCCCGAAACCAAGGCACAUUUGAAGGCUAUGGCGGCAAAAGCUUUGUGGAAGCUUGCUCAUAACCAUUUGGGUGUGUGCAAGAGCAUUACAGAGUCACGUGCGCUACUGUGCUUUGCUGUGCUCCUUGAAAAGGGUGAUGGCGAUAUGGGCACUAACGUGCAGUACUUCUCAGCAAUGGCCAUCAUGGAGAUUGCCCGUGUCGCUGAACACAGCCUCGUGCUGCGCCAAUCAGCAUUCAAACCCAGUUCCCCAGCAGCCAAGGCUGUUGUUGAUCAGCUGCUUCGUGUUGUCCGCAGGGGUGAAUACGAUGCAUUGCUUCUCCCAUGCAUCACUGCCCUUGGCUGCCUUGCCCGUACCUUCACAGCAAGUGAGACCAGGAUAGUGCCUCCUCUUGUGCAGCUUCUCGAUGAGCGUGAGCCUCCAGUCAUUAAGGAGGCUGUUGUUGCGCUCACAAAGUUUGCAUGCACUGAGAACCACCUACAUGUGAAUCACUGCAAGGCCAUUGUUGAUGAUGGUGGUGCGCGGCACCUUGUCCAGCUUGUCUACCUGGGUGAUGAGGUGCAAAUUGAGGCGCUCAUACUACUCUGUUACAUUGCAUUGUAUGUGCCUGAGAGCGAGGAACUCGCACAAGCUGGUGUGCUGGCUGUGCUGCUUUGGGCAUCAAAGCAGGCUCACAUGGUUCAAGACAUGCGUGUUGAGGCACUGCUUCCAGAUGCCAAAGGAAGACUUGAGCUGUUCCAGUCUAGGGCCUCCAGGUGAUGUUGGAGAUCGGAUCAUUGGGCAUCGAUCCUUAAGAAGUGCAACUUUUUUAUGUGGAUGGAUGAGUACAUCGAAUGGUUGCGCUUGAGUGGUAUGACUAAACAGACAUGGUCCAGUUUUGAGCAAGAACAAGGUGCUACGCAAUUGAUGGUGAAUAAUUGUGGAGCAGAGUUAUGUGGUGCAGAUAAAGGAGAUGUGUCUGUGAAGUUGGACAUUCUAGCAAUUGAAUUGAUGAAGAUAAAUGGCAACCUCAACAAAAUUAUUUACAUUUUAGUCAUUUGUGCUUUUAUGAUAUUUGUUGUUUUACUUUUUAUUAUGAACCAAGGUGGUAAGCACUAGAAAUUUGUAAGCUCUAUGCACUAUGGAUGAACUAUGGAUGAAGUAAGUUGUAAGCACUAUGGAUGAACUAUGACAUCAAAUAGCUAACUAAUGAAGAAUCCAAUAAUAUUUAUUUAGGU